AUGGUUCGCUCGACCAUUCUGACGGCCAUCGCUGCCACGCUUCUUGGCCAGGUUGCCAACGCCACCUAUAACCUCGACACGGUGUUCGAUGCCUCCAACUUUUUCCAGGAAUUCACGCACUUCAAUCAGCCCGACCCGACCCAGGGAUUUGUCGAGUAUGUCGAUCUUCCCACCGCCCAAAAUGCAGGCCUAAGUGCAAUCCGUCAGGAUGGCACCAUUUACAUGGGGGUCGACACAACCACUUACAACCCCCCCAAUGGCCGUCGUUCCGUCCGUGUCGAAUCUCAAAAGACCUUCACCAAAGGCCUCUUCAUCGCGGACAUUGCUCACAUGCCUUCCAACACCUGUGGUGUCUGGCCUGCUUUUUGGACUUUUGGUCCCAACUGGCCGGUCUCUGGAGAAAUCGACAUUAUCGAGGGCGUCAACACGCAGACUGAAAACUCUAUUACUCUUCACACGAAAAACAAAUGUCAGAUGCUGGGACACUCUACACUUGCCAGCACCUUCGUCGUCAGCGAAGAAUGCAACGCACUAACCGGCUGUGGUCAGCAGUCAGGCGACAACCAAAACUACGGCGAUGGCUUCAAUGCUAUUGGUGGCGGUGUCUAUGCAAUGGAGUGGACGGACGCGCGCAUUGCCAUCUGGUUCUUCCCUCGCCAUAGCAUUCCCAACGACAUCACCAGCGGCAACCCGGCGCCCUCGGGCUGGGGCCAGCCCAGCGGUAGUUUUUCUCCUGGCCAGACAUGCGAUAUUACCUCGGCCUUUAAGGACCACAAGAUUGUUUUUGACACGACCUUUUGCGGUAACUGGGCCGGUGAGGUCUGGGCUUCCAACGCUGAGUGCUCUGCUCAUGGCCCAUCGUGCAAGGACUAUGUCGCUUCCAAUCCGAAGGACUUUGCUGAAGCUUACUGGAGCAUCAACAGCGUCAAGGUCUACAAGGCUCAGCCCAUCUAG
This is a messenger RNA of Cordyceps fumosorosea ARSEF 2679, 954 nucleotides long. Its product is annotated as Concanavalin A-like lectin/glucanase. The transcript has a single exon. The record is from RefSeq and is a predicted model, not a curated record. Gene Ontology annotation, molecular function: hydrolase activity, hydrolyzing O-glycosyl compounds. Bases 1 to 954 code for a protein of 317 amino acids. Gene Ontology annotation, biological process: glucan catabolic process. NCBI's taxonomy places the organism in Eukaryota, Fungi, Ascomycota, Sordariomycetes, Hypocreales, Cordycipitaceae.